Lagenorhynchus albirostris (white-beaked dolphin) is the source of this 1852-nucleotide messenger RNA. It is a transcript of the gene HMG20B, whose product is annotated as high mobility group 20B. The transcript is spliced from 9 exons. Lineage: Eukaryota; Metazoa; Chordata; Mammalia; Artiodactyla; Delphinidae. Gene Ontology annotation, biological process: regulation of gene expression. The record is from RefSeq and is a predicted model, not a curated record. The coding region runs from base 276 to 1631 and encodes 451 amino acids. Gene Ontology annotation, cellular component: nucleus.
GGCCCUGCGAGGCGGCGGGGGCACGGGGGUCCAGGGGCCGGUGCGGGGCCCUUCCCGGGCCGGGGGGGUGCGGACCUGGGCCUCCUGGGGAGGCGAUUGCCCAACAAAGGAUCCUUGGGGCGCCUGCCCUCGAGGGCCUCCCCGCCCCCGGUUCCGGCCCCCCCAGGCGCCCCGGACCCGGCUUUCCGGGGCUCCCCAGCCCGGCCCCGUCGUCACCGGCUUGGGCGGCCCUCAUCGGCCACGCGUCUACGUUCCAGGUGCGGCCGGGAGUGGCCAUGUCCCACGGUCCCAAGCAGCCCGGCGCGGCCGCCGCGCCGGCGAGCGGCAAGGCUCCAGGACAGCAUGGGGGCUUCGUGGUGGCUGUCAAGCAAGAGCGCGGCGAGGGCCCGAGGGCCGGAGAGAAGGGGUCCCACGAGGAGGAGCCGGUGAAGAAGCGAGGCUGGCCCAAAGGCAAGAAGCGGAAGAAAAUCCUGCCGAAUGGGCCCAAGGCACCUGUCACCGGCUACGUGCGCUUCCUGAACGAGCGGCGCGAGCAGAUCCGGACGCGCCACCCGGACCUGCCCUUUCCUGAGAUCACCAAGAUGCUGGGCGCCGAGUGGAGCAAGCUGCAGCCGGCGGAGAAGCAGGGCUACCCUGCCCCUGGGCUGGGCCAAGCCUUCUCAUGCUGCCCCCGCCAGCGGUACCUAGACGAGGCUGAGCGGGAGAAGCAGCAGUACAUGAAGGAGCUGAGGGCGUACCAGCAGUCAGAAGCCUACAAGAUGUGCACAGAGAAGAUCCAGGAAAAGAAGAUCAAGAAAGAGGACUCCAGCUCCGGGCUCAUGAAUACCCUUUUGAAUGGACACAAGGGUGGAGACUGUGACGGCUUCUCCACUUUCGACGUCCCCAUCUUCACGGAAGAGUUCUUGGACCAAAACAAAGCGCGGGAGGCGGAGCUGCGGCGCCUGCGGAAGAUGAACGUGGCCUUCGAGGAGCAGAACGCGGUGCUGCAGAGGCACACGCAGAGCAUGAGCAGCGCGCGCGAGCGCCUGGAGCAGGAGCUGGCGCUGGAGGAGCGGCGGACACUGGCGCUGCAGCAGCAGCUCCACGCGGUGCGCCAGGCGCUCACCGCCAGCUUCGCCUCGCUGCCGGUGCCGGGACCCCGCGCUUACAGACCCCCACCCUCUGACCUCUGCUUCGGUGGAGACCCCACCGCGGUGACUCCGCUGGGCUCGGCUGACGGGUCCCCCCCCCCCAGGCACAGGCGAGACGCCCACGCUCAGCACCCUGGACUUCUACAUGGCGCGGCUGCACGGUGCCAUAGAGCGCGACCCCGCGCAGCACGAGAAGCUCAUCGUCCGCAUCAAGGAGAUCCUGGCCCAGGUCGCCAGCAUCCCUCUAGCUAUCAGUCUCCCCAGCACCCCAACCCAGAAAAAUCGCCCACCACGCACAGUGCACAGAACCCCAUGGCCCCAGGGCCCACCACAGGGCACGUCACACUACACGGAUGUGGGAACAGCACGCAUGGACAGCGUGACCCGGGACAGGAGGAGACCCGCAGCCGCUCAUCCGCCCAGUGUGGGGAGAGUUACACACCCUACACCGGCUCUCCAGGACCAGUCCCUGGACACAGAGCAGAGAAAACCCACACCUGACACACUGGGACUCCUGCCUGGCAGGUGCCACCCUAAGUGCCCACACGGCCAGGCACGCCGCAGGGACACACUCUCACACUCCGGGCGGGGCCCUCUACCCCAGAAUGGGGGGGCUGGUACUGACCACCCUACCCUCAUCCAGCUGAGGGACCCCCAUGGAGGGGGCCCCUUUGCCACUGCUCAAUUGGACUUUUUAAAUAAAAAUGGAAUUUGAAUUUCAA